CCGCGUCUGAGGAAGGGCGAGAGGGGGGGAAGCGGCGCGGGGCGAUCGCGGCCGGGCGCCGGCCGGGACUGCCGCAGGGAUGGCGGCGGCCGCGGUGGUGGCGGCCCCGGCCGUGACGGCGUUAAGGCCAUCGGGGAGGGCCGCUGGCCCCUCCGUAACCCUCUGAGCGCCUUUCCGCGCUGCGCGCAGCCGUUAUCCCUCCCCGCGGGCGGGCCGGCGCCGUCCCGGCACUGCAGUCGCCAUAGAGACCGCACCGCACGCCAUGGGGCGGAGGCUGGGCCGGAGGCUGGGCCGGGGGGAGCCGCUCUAGCCGACCCCCGCCAGGCGCCGCGCAGGCCAUCCCCCGCGGCGGCCGGGGGCGCCGGGCUCCGCAGGGACUCGCCGCCGCCGCCUCGGCCCCGUUCCAGUCACUGGUUAAAUGGAAGCCACUCCUGGGAUCUGGAUGGUUUCUGCUGACAUAGACUUUGCAUAGCAGCUCCAUAACGUCAGGAGGUUGCAAUGAGUGGAGGAGGGGAGCAGCCUGACAUCCUCAGUGUGGGAAUCUUGGUCAAAGAAAGAUGGAAGGUGUUGAGGAAAAUUGGUGGUGGAGGAUUUGGAGAAAUUUACGAUGCACUGGACUUGCUUACUCGGGAAAAUGUUGCACUGAAGGUCGAAUCAGCUCAGCAACCAAAGCAAGUGCUGAAAAUGGAAGUAGCUGUGUUGAAGAAAUUGCAAGGAAAAGAUCAUGUCUGUAGAUUCAUUGGAUGUGGAAGGAAUGACAGAUUUAACUAUGUGGUCAUGCAGUUGCAGGGUCGGAACUUGGCAGACCUGCGUCGGAGCCAGUCUCGAGGAACAUUCACCAUUAGUACCACUUUGCGGCUUGGGAAGCAGAUUUUGGAAUCUAUUGAAAGUAUUCAUUCUGUGGGAUUCCUGCACAGGGACAUAAAACCAUCUAACUUCGCAAUGGGACGUUUUCCUAGCACCUGUAGAAAGUGUUAUAUGCUGGAUUUUGGCUUGGCACGGCAAUUUACCAACUCAUGUGGGGAUGUCAGACCAAUUUCUUCAGCAGAUACUGCAAAUAACCUGGAACAAUGUAAAAGCAUGUUCUCCAAAAAACAUAGUACUCUAUUGCCACGAGCUGUCGCUGGUUUUCGAGGAACAGUACGAUACGCAUCAAUCAAUGCUCAUAGAAACAGAGAAAUGGGUCGGCAUGAUGACCUCUGGUCCCUGUUCUACAUGUUGGUGGAAUUUGUGGUUGGGCAACUGCCUUGGAGAAAAAUAAAAGAUAAGGAGCAAGUGGGCUCCAUUAAAGAAAGGUAUGAGCACAGGCUUAUGUUGAAACAUCUUCCUCAAGAAUUCAACAUCUUUCUGGAUCACAUUUCUAAUUUAGAUUACUUUACAAAGCCUGAUUACCAGCUUCUCAUGUCUGUGUUUGACAACAGCAUGAAAACAUUUGGGGUUAUUGAAAGUGACCCUUUUGACUGGGAGAAGAGUGGAACCGACGGUUCUCUGACAACAACAACAACUUCAACCACACCUCAGUUACACACUCGUCUUACUCCGGCUGCAAUUGGAAUUGCCAAUGCCACUCCUAUCCCAGGAGAUUUGCUGCGAGAAAACACAGAUGAAGUGUUUCCUGAUGAACAGCUCAGUGAUGGAGAGAAUGGUAUUCCAGUUGGUGUCUCACCAGAGAAACUACCUGGAUCCCCUGGGCAUCAGCGUCCUCAGGAAAAAGAUGUUUGGGAAGAAAUGGAUGCAAACAGAAACAAAAUAAAACUAGGGAUCUGUAAGGCUGCCACAGAGGAAGAAAACAGCCAUGGGCCAGUGAAUGGAAUGCUUAAUGCACCAAGUCUGGGUUCUCCAAUUCGUGUUCGCUCAGAGACCACACAGCUAGACAGAGAUGUCCCACUGGUGCGAAAGUUACGUUCGAUUCACAGCUUUGAACUGGAGAAGCGUCUGACAUUGGAGUCAAAGCCAGACACUGAUAAAUUUCUUGAGACCUGUUUGGAGAAGAUGCAGAAAGACUUGAAUGCUGCGGCAGAGACACCUGUUGCUGCUAUUCCUCCUCUUUCUCAGAAAACACCCAUUCCUGCUCCUGUGACUGCUCGCACGGACCAUGUUUGGCACUAUGAUGAAGAAUAUCUUCCGGACGCUUCAAAGCCUGUGUCAGCUAGUUCUCCAGAACACGUUGAUGGUGUUAUUAGCAAUGGAUUUGUAGCUGUCAACUUAAGCUCCUGCAGGCAGGAGGCUGAUUCCAAGGAAUGGGUGAUAAUAGAUAAAGAACGGGACUUGCAGGACUUCAGGACAAAUGAGGCUUUAGGGCACAAAACGACUGGAAGUCCCUCAGAUGAAGAGCCAGAGGUACUACAAGUUCUAGAGGAGUCCCCUCCAGAAGAGCAGCCCAGACAAGGUGGUUGGGCAGGAAACAGUGUCCAUGCCAAGAACCAAACCUCAGGGGUGGAGUUUGUUCUAGCCAUGGAGUGUCAUCCUGCUGCUUCCGAACAGCUUACAGAUAAAUUGGAACUUCUGUCUGGAGCUGCUGGACAGCUUCUUGCAGCCACCCCUACAAGUCCUAUGGAAGCUCAAGCAGAAGGAGCACUCACUCCGCUCAACUCAUCUCAUAUGCUGCAUUUCUCCACUCCAAGAAUUUCAAGUCCCAUCCUCCGCACCAUGAGCCCUAUAGCCUAUCUAUCCAUCCACUCGGACCCCCUGAAAGAGGCUGGUUUACCAAGGAGUCAAUCAGCUGAGAGCCACUCCUCUUCCUCCCGCUCAACUGGUCGUAGGCAGCUUCCUGUCAUUCCCUGUGGCAACAGGUUCCCCCCUGUCAUUCGCAUCUCAAAAGCACAACUUCAGCAGAUAACAAUACCCAGACCUUCAGUGGCAUCCACGCAGUCUGUUUCGGAGAGCUUUCAUUAUGGCCCCCAGCUAGAGAAAAGAGAGCAAGAUGCUCAGUCUAUGGAACACACCGUGGAACUUUCCUCUCCAAAGGAAAGUUUGCCAGGUUUGGUUGGGACAGAAGAUGCACUUCCGGAUAGUGCCAGCAGACCAGACUUGGUACUAAAUAUCAGCCAAGAGGUGCUUGACAGGGAAGGACUUGUCAAAGAGUGUGUCAGCAUCCCGGACUGUGGCCAAAAGGACCUACCUGAACAAAAUAGUGGGAUACAGGAAGAGAAAGAACUUGAAAAUAUUCCUGUAGAGGAUGCUGAAGAAGAAAGGCUUCCAGUGGUUUCUGAGGACGCCAUUGAUGUGCUAAGCAAAGAACAGAAUAAUUCUUUGCCAGGAAACUCAAAAUCUGCAGAGGAAGAACCUCUAACAAAUACCGAAGCUGCUGAAGAAUCAAAGCCAAGGCCCAUCUGUUUGGUGCCAAAUCAAGAUGAGAUUCUGAAGUCGAUAGCACCUAAAACAUCAGAAGUUUCUCCGUCAAGACUUACCAAACCACAUGUUAAUAGACAGGGAAGCAAAAUAGCACCAGUUCAGGAAAAUGGUUUUCAUUCUAAUAAGGAAGAAGUCCAUAUCCAAGACUUGAAAUGCCACCAAGUGGCCCUUACUACUUUUUUGCACCAGGAGGACAAAAAAGAGAAAAAUGCUCCCAGAAAUGGAGAGUUAUUCCACUGCAUUUCUGAAAAUGGGAAUUCUCAUCGAUCUAAGAAGGACUUAGUUAAAUCUCCUUUUGUAUUCAGGCAGAGCCGAAUUCCAGUUUUAGCACAAGAGAUAGACUCAACCUCAGAGUCCUCUUCUCCUGUUUCAGCAAAGGAAAAGCUUCUUCUAAAAAAGGCCCAUCAGACAGACUUGGUCAGACUACUUAUGGAAAAGAGACAGCUCAAAUCUUUCCUUGGUGACCUCUCAAGUGCCUCUGAUAAGUCACUGGAGGAAAAAAUGGCUGCUGCUCCAGUACAGUUUUCUGAGGAUGAUGUCUUAUCCUCAUUUUCUAGAUUGACACUGGACUCUCAUCUCAGCAAGCAGACGGAAGAUAGCUCUUUAUCUCCAAGCAGCCCUCAGUCCAGAAAAAGCAAGAUUCCAAGGCCAGUGUCCUGGGCAACCGCUGAUCAAGUCACCAGUUCAAGUUCAGCUCAGUUCUUUCCUCGGCCACCACCAGGAAAACCACCUACUAGACCUGGGGUAGAAGCUAGGUUACGCAGAUACAGAGUCCUAGGGAGUAGCAGCUCGGACUCAGAUCUUAUCUCUCGUCUGGCUCAAAUCCUGCAGAAUGGAUCUCAAAGACCAAGGAGUUCUACCCAGUGUAAGAGUCCAGGAUCUCCACAUAGUCCAAAAACACCACCCAAAAGCCCUGUCAUUCCCCGACGCAGUCCCAGUGCCUCCCCUAGGAGCUCUUCUUUACCCCGUACUGCCAGUUCUUCUCCGUCCCGGGCUGGGAGACCCCAUCAUGAUCAGAGGAGUUCAUCCCCACAUCUUGGGAGGAGUAAAUCACCUCCUAGUCAUUCAGGCUCCUCAUCUUCUAGGAGAUCCUGCCAACAAGAGCACUGCUGCAACAAACCAAGCAAGAAUGGUCUGAAGGGAUCUGGCAGUUCCUUCCACCAUUCCCCAAACACUAAGACUCCCACAGGAAAGAGCAAAUCAACCACUAAGCUUAGCAGAUAGGAACUGGGCCUUGACAGGUAUAAAGCCGCCUCCUAAAUCUGAUGCAUGUUGUGUCUGUGUACUGUGUAUUUAAAAAAAUAAUCUAAAAAAGUAUAUUAAAAAAAAGGUGUUGAAUCUGCGCUUUUUAAAGAAAGUAAGCGUCAUAAACUAUUCAUGAGAAAGCAUACUGUGUAAAUAAGUGGCAUUGCCUAAGAGCAGGCAGCAAGCAGAUCCGUGAGAGGGAAAGCAGAGGCCAGGAUAAGAAUGACUAGGUAGUCAAAGAGGUGCAAUGUAUUUAGAAUAAAAAAAAAAAAUCUCUUAAGGUGAGUGUUUUAAAAGGGUAUUUAUUUCUAUGUUUUUAGUUUACCUAGCUAGAAGAUUUGGCCUAAUUAUUUAAGGCUUUACAUACUCUUUGAGUAUGUAAGAAAGCCUGAAACGGUUAUUCCCAAAAUGACAUCACCAUUUGGGAGACAAGUACUGCUGAAGCAUGUCUUCGCAGUGUUAAAAAAAGCACACAGUUUAGAAGACGAUGAAGACCUUAUAAGUCUCUUCCAUUUUGAGCUGCACACAUCUCUUGAGUCAUUCAGUGCUCAUCCUGUCCCCUAUCUACCAUGGCACAGAUUUUUUUACCUAGGGAAGUAUCAUAUACCUUGCCCCUUGUUGACGCUGAUGAUAUUUAAAAAAUUAAUAUUAAAAUUUGCCAAGAUGUUUUUAUAGCUAUAUUCUUUAUAAAUUUGUUUACUGCUAAUUGGGAUCCAAGAAGCUAGUUCUCAGUUCUAGAUCAUAAACUUCUUUGGGAGUCAUAGUGGGGGUCUUCAAAAUGUGUUUGGUAGAAUUUGGAAAAGCAUUCCUGUCUAGGAAAUGAGAGAAAGGAGGAGAUGUCUGCAUUUCACUGAAUGUUGCAGAUUGACAACAAAUUGCAAUGUGAGUUAGGAAAUGUUAGAAAACAGAAUUACCUUUUUUCCCUUAACUCAACUGAAAAAAGAACCCUUGUUACUGCUGGCUUUUGUUAUUCCAUUAGUUACAGAUCACUUAAACCACUGAUCUUACUGUGCAGAGAUGAUUACCAGCCAAGAUCUGCUGUUUUAGUCAUUUGUUUUAUAAAAAUAUGAAAGGUGAAACACAGAUGAGGAGACUGUCUACUUCAUGAACUUGGCAGGUUAUAGGUGACAGAAAUACACUUAAUACUCUUAGGAAAACUGGGUAAGAAUAUUAGUCAUCAAAGCAAAAUAUACAGAAAGCAAUCUGAGGUAUUUUUUAUGUUGGAUUCUUGUCAUUCUUUUGCCCAAAUGUUUUUUUGGUAGCCAAACUUCAUUGUCUGGCAGUAAAGUCCAUGGUGUCUAAUUCUUCCGACUUUGUUUGGUAGUUACUUGAUAAUUUCUUGUGCUCUACAGGACCUCUGUAGGGAACGUAAUGGUAUAGCACCUUUUACUAUUUUCAGAAGAGAAUAGUGGGUCAGAAUAGUAACACACAGGAACACAAGCCUGAGAAAAAGGUGCAGCCAGCUCUCCCUAAUGAUUCCUGUUGUGGGGACACUGGAUGCAUAGGAGACUUGUUAGUUACUGAUCUGCUUGCUGUAGCCAUAUGCCUCUCCAGCCAGCAUCUGUGCUUUUUUAUUUAACCUCUGCCAAAUGAAUACCUUUGGAUUAAAAAGGGAAUAUUUUGUCUCUGAGCUAACACAUUCUAAUGCUGCAUUAAAGCUGCCCUGGAGCUGCACUGAAUUUCACUUGCUUUGUCAGACUAUGUUGAUUUCUUUCUUUUUUUUCUUACAAUGAUUAUGUAUAUUGUUUCCUGUACGUAAUGUAGCACAGUGUGGAACCUUAAUUUCAUUCAGGUUUCAAGCACUACAGAUGAAUGCAAUAGGUAGGGUAUACCUGCUUUUUCUGAAGAAAUUGUACCAUUGGAAAGUCCUAUUCCUUUGUAUUAUAUUGUAUAAUAGGUGCUAUACCAAUAAUUGCAUGUCCUCAUGGUAAAUUAUAUAAUAUAAAUAUUUAUAUAUAUACAUAUAUGUAUAUGCUUAUAUAAACUCAUUCUUUCUCAAUUUUCAUUUGUAAUUUAUGGGCCACAAAUAAUACAGUUCCCUUUCUGUUAGUUCCUGAAUACUUUUGGCAUUACAUCUACUGUUUUCCCCCCCAAAAUUUCUGGAAUGCACAAAUUCUAAUAGCCUUUAUACCUUGGUACAAGAUUGGAGGACUGAUGAUUUCUCAACCAGCCAAUGUUUCAUCUUGCAGCUUGCUUUUUUUCUUUAUAAUUUCGCGUGUGCAUUUGCAUAUGGAACAAGAACGGAGACUCAAGGUAUUUUUAUUUUUUAUUACAGAUAGGGCUUGUGGUUACUCAUUUUUAUUUCAAAAUGUGGGUUCUUAAUUGUUAUGAAUGCUAGUCAUAUAGGAACAGUGACAGUCAAUGAGUACCUAAGAGAUGAAUGUGACAAUAACAAAUACCAUCUUUUCCUUCCUCUUUUCCUCAUGUUUCCUUAUGGCAUAGCAUAAAGAGAAUUUGCUCCCAUUGUGAUAUUUUUGCCCUGGGCACUGCUGGAAUUAUUUGUUAAGGUGGUGUGGCAACCUAUGAUUAUUUUUGGUCUCCUUUCCCUUAUUUCCAAAAAGCAUUUAUUAUGGUCUCGUAAGCUUAUUCCUACACUUACAUGGUCACUUUUAAGAGGUACCAACCUCACGCAUCCUUGCCUGAAAUGCUGAAGUUGGGGUGUUUAUAUUUUCUCUCCAGUGUAGCAGGAUCCAGAAACAGGUAAUUGCUUUAAAGACGAGAAAAUAUAACACCUAAAGAUUUUUUUUUUUAUGCUGUCUUCAAAGUACAAACUUGUCCAUUGUUACACAUUACUAUGUAAAAUAAAUCAAUGCUGUAGAAAUUCACUUGUACUUGAACGACUUGCCAAUGUAAAAAUAGUAAUCUAUGCCAAAACGGAGAAAGAGGUAUCAAUAGUGAUUGAUGACCCAGGCUGCUUUUACUGCAGAAAAAGGUGAAAGGACUGUUUAUCCCCAGUUGCUUUUUGCUGUGGAUUCAACAGGAUCUAGUGAGAAAAUAAUGAAGAUAUGAAUGGAGGGAUGAUUAUGAAUAACUUAUCUUGAACUAUGCGCUCUUCUGGAGUUUUUUAUUGCUUGAUACCCUCCCCCCAGAAGUUUACAGAAUUGCUUACUGUAGUCUAAUGUAGCAAUCAGUUCAUGUAGUUAGGUAACGGUCAGCUGAUCAACUCACACAUAAAUAUUAGCUUAGUAUUUCUGGAAGGCCUGUAUAAUCAUCAAGAACUAUGUAAGCUUAAAUAUUUGAAUAUGCAACUGACUCUGCAUAAAACCACCAAUGUACACGCGCGUGGCCCUUGUGCAGAGUAUGAAUGAAUGGUUUACGGAGGGUUAUCUGCAAGAAAUUUUCAGGGACGGGGAAAAUCUUUCUCCAUUGUACAAAAUGGUUACAGUUAUUCUGCAUAGCACGCACACAACCUCUGACAUGGGGGUUUUAUCUGGGAAACAAUAUCACUGAAGGAGCUGUUGCUUUGUCCUCUUCAAGCCUCCAUUUCUUUGGGGGGCGGUACAAUGGCGCCGUGACAUGGAGCAGAUGCAGAUGCUGUGCACGCCUUUCCUCUUUAUAGUGUUUCCUGUGUCGUGGCCAGCACUUUGGAGCAUUUUUUAGAGAAAAUGAGGCAUGAUGCCUUUUAACGAAAAUAGAACUUGAAAAGACUGAACAUUUCGUGCAGACUUUUGUGCUGCAAUAUUGCAUGGUAUAAUGAAUCUAAGUUGCAACCUCAAAAAUCUAUAGUAAUAUUAAUAAGCCUCAUUAUUAAUUACAAAUGCCAAUUAUUACUUCGGUAAUACUCUGUUAAAAGUAAUAGAAGGUGUGAUACAGUAGAGCAACACUGGCAAGUUGUAUGAUGCUAGGCACCUUUCCACUGCUGAAGCAGGAUGGGUAAGCAUAGAAAAUUUCGCUGCUCAAAGGCAGGAGCAAUACGAGGUCUUAACUGCUAGUUACGUACAAAUAUUCAGGAGGCAAACCCCUGGGGGGUGACGCGGGGCUUUCAUUAUAGCCACCCGCCACAUCCUGUCUUGGGAAAUCUGGACGCGUUCAUGCCUUGAAGUCUGCAUGUAUGAGAUCAAGCUUUCUUGCAUACCUCACUAAGCAGUCUUGAUGUAAAGGGAAGGAUCCGGUCCAUUAUAUUUAAAAAUAGCUUGAAAGAUUUUUCAUCUGAAAAAGACUUGCAAGAGCUCUAUCAUUUACAAUUUGUAGGAUUAUGGUAUUAACUAUAGCUGGGAAAACACACAAUUUUUAUUUUAUAUCUAUAAAUAUGCAUUUGUACAUAAGUGUAUCUAUAUAUACACUUAUAUAGAUACUGUAUAUUAUAUAGAAACAAAUAUACAUACAUACAUAUGUGUGUAUAUACAUAUAGAUAGGAACAGUCUCAGCUAUUGCAUCCUAUUUACUGGAAUUCAUUUGCCAGAGUGAGCCGAGGCCUGUUUUGCUUUGAUUUGCUCGGAUCUCCUCUGUGCCCUAAUUCUGAUUCUGUCCCUCUUCCAUAUUAGAAGGCCUGAUCCUGUAGUCCUCCUUGGGCAAAAUUCCCAUCAGUCCUUCUUAUUGCAGCAUCAUUUAUGCAAUGGUUGACUGUAAUGUUUCUAAAAAAUAUUUUCUUUUUAAUGAGAAUGUAGACAAAGCCAGACUUAAAAGUACAGACUCUUUCUUGUAAACGGAAUUUUUCCAUCAUGAAUUGGACGUUUUUGUAGAACACUAAGAGGCAUAAAUUCUGGUAAGAAGAAAUCGAUUAUUCCAAUUUCUUAAAAGGUUCUAAUGGCAAACUAGAGAUACGUGCCUCCAAUUUUUAUAUAUAUGUAAAAUGAAAAAGGAAUCUUCUGAAAAGGAAUAGGAGAAUGAAAGAGAGCUCAAAGUCACGUUGGUUUCUCAUUAUAGGUGCAUAAUACAUUAUUUUUUUCAAGCAGGACUGAUCCUAUGAGGCAACGAGAGCCAUGCCCUUUUUGGCGAUUCCAGUGAGCAAUGGGCUGCGUAGGUGUCUUAGGUUAACACCGUGAUUCCCCAUGGUGCAUUCUCUGUAGGCUUUUCCGCUGUAAGGACUGGUAAGAGAACUGUCAGCUAUAUAAGUAAAAGCCUUGACGAUUAUCCAUGACUCCUUUCUUCAACUGGUAAAAGCUUUGGAUGCUCAUUCCUAUUUCUGAAACUUGUGGAACAGUGUUUUUAUUCUUCUACUUGUACCUAAUCAAGUAGGCAGUGAACUGAAGGGUUUUGUUUGCUGUUUUGCUUUUGGCCCGCAUGUCGUUGGUUGCAAUUUCUGCAAUUUUCAGUAACCAGUAACGCUGGUAAAAGGAAGGGAGGUUCAGCAUUUAGACGACACGCAGUAUGUAGGCAUAGGUCAUACAGUUCUUAGCUAAUACGUGCAAAUUGCAUAAACAUGCACCUCACGCGAGAAUACCUCAGCUGUCCGCUUGAAGCCAGUCUUCCUUUUCCCUACAUAUAACAUUUGUAAAAGAGAAAUGCUAUAGAAGUCAACCUGAAUUGUGUAAUAACUGUCUGGAGUUAUUUUAAGAUACUGUCAAAUGCCAAAAAGUUUAUUGAAUCACUCAUUUUCCUGUGGUUGAAAUAAUCAGGCUUUUUAAUGUUAACCUCUGAGGGCUUUUCAAAGGCAGAAAUGCCUAGGAGUGUAUUGUUUUAAAGUCUAAUGUAUUAACUUGGCAAUUGCUCUAGCCAUGCAGGUUUGAACGUGCAGGCUGAUUUUACUCUCCAUUGUUGGUAACACAUUCUCUCCUAAGAGUAACAGCGACAGACCAAAAUGUUAGCAUAUGUCAUUUAUGUAUUUGGCUUUUGUCUCUCCUCUACAUGAAGAGCUCGGAUCCUUGGGAAUUCUUGCUGUUCUUGUGCAGGUGAAACUUGCAUUAAAAACACCACAGGGUCUUGUUUUCUUCAGUUUUGUCCCUGUUUAGGGAGUAAAGGAAUAAACUCACUCUAUAAAUAUUAUAUUUGCAGUUGCUGUAUUUUAAAUUGGAAAACACUUAUUUUUUUAUUCCUAUUAUGACAUGACCUGCCUUUUGAUCUCUCCUUUUCUGUAAGAAUUACUGGUGAGAGCCAGCUUUGGCCAAGAGCACAAAGUGGUUUCUUCUAAAACAGUAACACCGGUGGGCCACUCAUACGAAUUCCUGAUCAUCCACAACUCUCUGUGGGAAUUCAGCUGGAAUUAAUUGGAAUUACAGGUGUUUGUUUCCUUUUGAGAUCACUUGAUCUUUGACCUAACUUUUAUAUAAAGGAUUUAUAAUAACAUUAGACCAGCUUGCUCCAAAAGAUACAGUAUAAUUAGUUUGGUCUGCCUGGCUUCAAAUCCUUUUAAACCCAUAUCUGCUGCGUGGCAGGCAAGGUCAUAGAAGUUUCACACAAGGUGAGACGGGAUUUUUUUUUUUUGGCUAUUUCACAUCUUUUCCCUCUGACUGGAGAUCUGGAUUGGUUGCCCAGCAGCCCUCUCUGCACCCUCUGUACUUUUCUUGGCUAGAAAGCAAGAUUUGAAAUUCUUCCCCAACUUCUAACUUACUUUCUAUAGAGUCAGCCCACAGACGAGUUGCAGUGCUUGGGCUAAAUGAUGUCGAUUUUCAAAUGCUUUCCUAUGAAUAUCCAAACUAGUAAAUUAAGGAAAUCACCAGCAAUGCCUUCAGACAAGUACUGACUUUCUGAAGCUGCCAACCACUGGCUGCUAAUCUAAAAUCUCUGGGCAACACCACAAAGAAUUAAAUCUGUGUAUUAAUUAAAAAUACAAUGUUAUCACCCCAUAAGAAAUUAAGUACUCAAUAGUAAAAUCUGCAGCACGAUUAAGUGGAAAGUAGUUCCAAGAUUGUUUGUUACCAUUGAGGAAGACAAAUGUUGAGUCCUUCAAAUUCUCUUGCUCAGUAAUUGCAGUUCCCUUCCCCUUCUUGGAAAUCUUCUAAGCCAUUCUUUUCCUUUUUAAGUUUGCUCAGGCACCCAAGAACAUAAAGAGUUAAUGCCCUUGUAAUGGUCAUUUGUACAUAAAGUUGUAAUUAUUUAUUUUCUCAUUUGUACCAUAUCAAGGCUUUGUACAAUGUCUUAAGUUUUGUUUUCAAAUUAUUUUGUAUUUUAUUUUUAUAAACUGGUUCUAAAUAAAAUAUUCAUUCAGCAUGCAAAACUUCAA
Molecule: messenger RNA, 11701 nt
Organism: Chroicocephalus ridibundus (black-headed gull)
Lineage: Eukaryota; Metazoa; Chordata; Aves; Charadriiformes; Laridae
Gene: TTBK2
Product: tau tubulin kinase 2
Exons: 17
Coding region: 499-4578 (1359 amino acids)
Biological process (GO): peptidyl-serine phosphorylation; signal transduction; cilium assembly
Cellular component (GO): ciliary basal body; nucleus; cytoplasm
Molecular function (GO): protein serine/threonine kinase activity; ATP binding
Source: RefSeq, a predicted model, not a curated record